This is a messenger RNA of Adineta steineri, 1491 nucleotides long. The record is from the annotation of a GenBank genome assembly. Lineage: Eukaryota; Metazoa; Rotifera; Eurotatoria; Adinetida; Adinetidae.
AUGAAAUUUUCAUUAUUUGCUCCAACAAUUGAUGAUGUUAAACUUAUAUUAGAUGAUAAAGAGAUUGAUAUGGAUAAACAAUCUGAUGGACGAUUUAUAUGUACUGUUGAUAAUAUAUUCAAUGGUGAUCAUAAAUAUAAAUUUCGAAUAAAAAAAAAGAAUGGAUUUGAGAAAUGUGCAUUAUUUCGAAGUGAAAAUGGAAAAGAAUAUCAUGAAGAAUUUCAUUGGAAAUAUGAUCAAAUAAAAUUACCUGAAAAUAAACAAUUAGUUUUAUAUGAAAUGUUCGUUCAAGAUUUUGCUGAUAAUGGACAAUUUUCUGGUGUUAUUAACAAAUUAGAUUAUCUUGUUGAAUUAGGAAUUAAUGCUAUUGAAUUAACACCAAUUAUGGGAAUAGAAGAAGCAGAAAAUGAUACUUGGGGUUAUUUACCAAGUCAUUUCUUUUCUAUUAGAUCAUCAUACGGAACUAAAAAUGAUUUAAAAUUACUUGUUGAUGAAUGUCAUUCGAGAAAAAUACGUUAUUAUAAAGGAAAACAUCAUCCUGAUGAUCCAUAUAAUUGGGGACCAGAAUUAAAUUAUGACUUUCAAGAUCAACAAUUAAAAGUUGAACCAGCGGUGAAAUUUAUUAGUGAUGUUGUCAAAUAUUGGUUUGAAGAAUUUCAUCUCGAUGGAAUUAGAUUUGAUGCAGCAAAACAAAUGGAUAAUUUUGAAAUACUUGGUAGAUUAGAUCGUCUAGCUCGUUCAAUUCGUUCAGAUCAACUAUUUUUAUCUCAAGCUGAAUAUGUUCCAGAAAACAAAGAUAUAUGUAAAGAAAAUGGUGGUCCAGUUGAUGUUUGUUGGUCAGCAUCAUUUCAUCAUUGGUUAACAGGUUUUCUUACUUUAAAUAAAGAUCAAAUGACUAAACAUGGAACUUUAAGUGAUUUAAAAUAUUCAUUUUCAUCAAAAAAUCUUGUUAAUUAUUUAUCUUGUCAUGAUAAUGAAAGAUUACUUCAUGAUAUUGGAAAAAAAGAUUCAGAUGCAUUUAUUCGAAUGGAAACAGCAGUUAUUCAUUUAUUUACAUCUGUUGGAAUACCAAUGAUUUGGCAAGGAGAAGAACUUGGAGAAGAUAGACAAAUUGAUGUUUUAAAAGAUAAAAAAAAACAUUAUCCAAUGCCAUGGAAUUUUCUUCAAAAAGAUUUUAAUCGUCGUCUUUUUAAUUUAUUUCAAAAUUUAAUUAAACUUCGUCGUUCAAAUAAAGAUCUACAAGAAGGACCAAUUAAUUUCUUUUUUGAAGAUGAAAAUAAUCGAAUACUUGCUUAUUCUCGUGGUUUAAAUUUAAUUAUUAUCACAAAUUUUGAUCAAAAACCUAAAUUGAAAUAUAUUAUUUCAAAUCUUCCUCAACAAGGAAAAUGGAUUGAUUAUCUUACUAAUGAACAAGUUGAUGUUGAUCAAGUUAAUAAUUUAACAUUGACCUUAUUACCAUUUCAAUCAAGAUUAUUUAUUAAACAUAUUUAA